Molecule: messenger RNA, 6275 nt
Organism: Psylliodes chrysocephalus
Lineage: Eukaryota; Metazoa; Arthropoda; Insecta; Coleoptera; Chrysomelidae
Source: the annotation of a GenBank genome assembly
CUUUGUUUAAUUUAAAAUCACAAAUAUGUUCAAAUGAACUACUCCUAAUGUCAAAAAUGACAUUGCUUAAAUGAGUCACUGCACCGGGAAUUUCGUAAAUUAACCUGUCAUAAACAUAUUUGUGAAAUUUCCACAUUUCCUCACUUGUGUCAGACUUGUGUGUUGUUAUCUUGUUAAAAUAUUGCGGUGUGUUGAAACUAUUGGUCGUUUAUAUAACUAAAGACAAAAUGGUAAAUAUAUAUACUAAUGAAAAUAAUCCUGCUACUUUAAAAUUAUUAAUAGCUAAAAAUUUAGCUAAACAAGUAGUCGAUUUAAAAUUAGUUAAUGUGCAUGAUAACUGUCUACCACAACCUAAACGUUUACCAUGCCUAGAGAUAGAUAAACAAAUACUAUUCUCUACAAAUAACGCAAUAUGUUAUUUCAUUACAAAAACUGAUGAUAAUUUUAUAGAAGUUACUAAUUUAUUAGAUUGGGAAGCUAGUACUUUAUCGCCUCAAUUAGCUCAUGUGCUUGGGGGUUCCUCAAGAAAGGAAAGUAUCAAACUUGCAUUAGUGUCAAGUUUAAAAUUUUUAAAUGAGUAUCUUCAAAAUAAGAAUUUUUUAGUUGGAAAUAAUAUUACAGCAGCAGAUGUAUCAAUUUGGAGUACAAUAUAUCCUCUCAGAAUUUGCCAAAAAAAUUUCAAAGAAUAUCUUGCCUCUUUGACAAACAUUACAACAUGGGUUGAUGCUUUAGAAGUUAAACAAGAAUUUAAGGAAGCACUGUCAAGUUUUAAAUUAGACAGUUCUUUAACUUAUAAUGCUUUACUUGCUGGUGCAAAAUAUCUAUCAAUAUCGGAUGAUAAUCAGAAGGAAAAAGGAUCCCCUCAAAAUGAGAAGGAACCUGUUGAUGAAGCAGUUACUAGUGAAGAAUUUGCAUUUGCUAAAGAAUCGUGGAAAAAAGAUGUUACUAAGCAAUCCAAGUUGAAAAAUGCCAAAACACCAGUUUUACCCAUCACUGGAGAAAAAAAUGUCCUGAUCACAUCAGCAUUACCAUAUGUCAAUAAUGUCCCACAUCUUGGAAAUAUUAUUGGCUGUGUAUUAUCAGCUGAUGUUUUUGCCAGAUUUUCUCGAUUAUGCAAUAACAAUACCCUUUACAUUUGUGGUACAGAUGAAUAUGGUACAGCAACUGAAACUAAGGCUCUAGAAGAGCGUUUGACGUGCCAACAAAUUUGUGAUAAAUAUCACAAGAUUCAUAAAGAAAUCUAUGAAUGGUUUAAUAUAAGCUUUGAUCAUUUUGGUAGGACUUCAACUCCAGAACAAACACAAAUUUGCCAAGACAUGUUCUUAACUCUCAACAGCAACGGGUUUAUGUUUACCGAGUCUGUAGAACAGCUACAUUGUGAAAAAUGCAACAAAUUUUUGGCAGACAGAUUUGUGGAAGGUGGUUGUCCUCAGCCGGGUUGUAACUAUGAAGAUGCAAGGGGCGAUCAAUGUGAUGGUUGUGGUAAAUUAGUGAAUGCAGUAGAAUUGAAAAAUCCUCGGUGUAAAGUGUGCAGUGAUACGCCCAAAUUGAAGAUGGCAAAUCAGUUUUUCAUUGAUUUACCAAAGCUGGAACCACUUAUUCACCAUUGGGUGAGGCUACGGUGUUCAGGCUGGUCCAACAAUUCACAGGUUAUAGCUAAGGCUUGGUUAAAAGAAGGUCUCAAACCCAGAUGUAUUACUAGGGAUCUUAAAUGGGGCGUUCCAGUACCUCUAGACGGCUUCAGGAGUAAAGUAUUUUAUGUAUGGUUUGAUGCUCCAUUGGGCUAUCUGUCUAUCACUAAGGCAUAUACUAAAGAUUACGAGAAAUGGUGGAAACCAUCAAAAGAAGCAGAAGUUACUUUGUAUCAGUUUAUGGCCAAAGAUAAUGUUCCAUUCCAUUCUGUAUUGUUUCCUGCUAUGUUGUUGGGUGCUAAUAAUGGAUAUGCCACUGUUAAUCAUCUGAUGGCUACUGAAUAUUUAAAUUAUGAAGACGGAAAAUUCUCAAAAUCACGAGGAGUCGGAGUUUUUGGAACAGAUGCCCAGAGCACAGGCAUUCCUAGCGAUAUUUGGAGAUUUUAUCUUCUUUAUGUUAGACCGGAAUCUCAAGAUUCUUGCUUCAGUUGGAACGAUUUCGCGACAAAGAACAAUUCGGAAUUACUUAACAAUUUGGGAAAUUUCAUCAAUAGGGCUCUAGUUUUCGCAAAGAACAAUUUUAAUAAAACCAUACCUCCAAUAAACCCGUCUGACGAAGAUUACAACCUUCUGGCUUUAUGCACAAGAGAAUUCAAGGGUUACAUGGAAUCAUUAGAAAAAGUUAAAUUGAGAGAUGGUAUUAGGCAUAUUCUGUCCAUAUCUAGACAUGGUAAUCAGUAUAUGCAAGCGAAUCAACCUUGGGUGUUACUAAAAGGAACUGACGAACAAAAAUUACGUGCUGGAACUGUUAUUGGUAUUUGUUGCAAUUUGGCCUGUCUUAUUGCCACACUUUUACAACCUUACAUGCCUGAUACAAGUGAGAAUUUGAAGAAACAAUUAAAUGCUAAGAACCUUGUUCUUAAUCCAGAGGUUCCUGAAAUUGUUACCAUGCUUCCGCCUGGACACAAACUGGGUGAACCAUCACCAUUAUUUGCUAAAAUAGAGCAAUCUACUAUUGAUGAAUUAAAACAAAAAUUUGCUGGAAAGCAACAACCUAAUGCAACUAAUGCUAGUGGGGAUUCCUCAGAUUUGAAAGCUUUAGAAGCUGAAGUUACCAAACAGGCCGAUAAAGUUAGACACCUAAAAUCCAGUGGUACAGCUAAGACUGUAUGGCAACCUGAGGUCGCGAUCCUUCUAGAUUUAAAGAAAAAAUUAGAAAGUGCGCAGAAAUCUAGUUCGACUACAUCUCAACCAGCACAAAAUUGUGAAAUAAAUCCUGAACAAGUUAAAGAACUUGAAAAUGAAGUGACUAAACAGGGAUUGAUUGUAAGAAAAUUAAAAGAAGGUGGAAUAGAAAAAUCUGUAUGGCAACCAGAAGUGGACAAACUUCUGGCAUUAAAAAAAAAGUUAGCUCAAGUUUCUGGUCCUCCGUCGGCCCCAGCUCAGAAGAGUAAAAAAGGUAAAAAAUAAAUUUAGUAGAAGUACGAACGUGACUAGUAAUUUAUUUGUAUCGAUGCAUUUGUAUGUACUGCCGUCCUAAAAACAGAUGCCGUAUCUACAAAAAUAAAUCGGAUAUCGAGCUUUUUGCAUCAAUGGGUUCGUGGCAAGCUAAGUUAACGUUUUACCAAGCAAAAAUGCCGCAUAUGUUUUCGAAAUAUUAUAAAUCCAACAUAAUAAGCCGAAUCUGCGAAAUUAGUAUUCUGUCCUAAGAAAAUACAUCGCAAGUGCAUAAUACAAAUAAUACAUGCCGUAUCUAUUUUUGCUCUUGUGUAGAUACGGUUUUUCCAAUUAGGACCAGUCAGAUGCGACGUUACUAAUUUAUUAAUUACCUGCGAUUUUUAAUAUUUUGCUAUUUUUUUCGUGAUCUUUAUAUUAUUAAGGGUAUGUAUGUAUAUGUAUCUGUAACGUAGCCAAUGUUAGUCAAUUCUCGUUGAACACAAAUCUUCUAAUAAAUGAGAACAUCAUGCAAUCAUGGGGGAUAUGCUCCAUCGUCUCAUCUUCUUGUUCGCACCCCCUGCAGCGUGUAGAUUCUGACAGUCACAUGCUAUGGAGAUGCUUCCAUACUUGAACAUUUAGAUUGCCUGUUUGUUUAAGAUAUUAUUCGUUUAAAAUAAGAAAGUAAUAAAGUACAUUAAAAUAAAAACAGAUUAUUUUAUUUAGAAUUUUUAUAAAAUAAAUAUUUUAAGCGCUUUUGUAAAGCCAUUGUGAGUCUUACUUGGGCAUAUAAGUUAUAUUUGUCCUGUAAAACAAAGAUAACAUUUAAAUCCAAAAGGAUGUACAGCAGAGCGUCGAUAAUCCGGAUUAAUUGUGACCGGACCCAGUCUGAAUUUUCGAAAAGAACCAAAAAAGGUCGUUUGAAUUCAUAACAAAAAGAAAAAUUGUUAACCCGUUAAUAAUUCACUUUUGUGGUAAAAUAAUUGAUUAGAUAAAUGAAAUCAUUAAUUGAAUCGGUGAGUUAAAGAAGAACUAGUCCAAAAAUGGCAUUCUGAGUAAAUUAAAAAAAAAACUAAAUAACUAGUUUAUUUUACAUAUAAAUUUGACAUGUACACAUCAAAUGUAAAGCUAUUUAAGAUGAGUGUAAGAUGUCAUGUUUCAACUAUUAGAAAAGGUUUGUAUAUGAAAUAUUUUAAAAAAUAUAUUGUGGACAUGUACUGUUUUUUAAGUCAAUUAUGUAGUUUAUAUUUUAUUUUUAGUAGCCUCUAUUUUAUAAAUAAUGCAAGGUUGACAAAUAAACUAUUUUAUUAUAGAAAAUAUACGAUAACAUAUUUUUCGAAAACACAUGCUUGUAGCUAGGGGGUCUGGGGUGAACCCUCCUCCCCCGAAAUCUAUCAGUAUCAUCCCCUUCUUUGGCUUCAUCGGUUGCAAAUUUGGGCCAGGAUCAAUUCUCCUGUAAUAUAUUGCAUUACCUUUUUUAUGUCAUUUAUAUAUCGCAGAAAAUAUUCAUAUUUUAUUUUGUCUGUCAAAUCGGUAUAUUUUUUUUAAGAAUAGGGAGUUUAUCGUUUUAACAUUUAACCUGGCAUCCAAAUAACGAAUAAUUUUUGGAAGCAUAAUGUGACGUUUUUACUGGUAGGCUUUCAAUGUGCUCUUUUAUUUUUAUAAUCACAUCAGAUUUUGCUUGCAGCCUGUUGUUAUGUAGUCCCCUGAGAUCUUUAGGCAACUAACCUGCUACCAUCAUGUAAUUAGACGCUUUACUUGAAUAUGUGAUACACUUUGUAGACUCAUAAAAGCCUGCUUACAUACCGGAACACGUUCAGACAUUUUUAAAAUACAGUAUGAAAAAUUUUGAGGACCUUGGUUUUAUAUUUUGCUCAGAACGUUGUCGACGUCUCUGCACUGGCUUGGCUUCUAAUCCUGAUAAAUAUGUAUCAAGUUCAUUUUUUGGUCUACCGUCAUACAACUUUGAAAUCAUUGCAGCUUUUUCUUCAUCGUUUAGUAGGGACGUGCAUUGACGUUUGCAUCUAAAAUAUAAACAUAUUCGUAAUUUAAAACUAUUGUUUAAACAAAUAUAGUAAAAAGACUUACGUGCAAGGAGGGCCCCAUGAAUUUUUCGGUACGACUUUGCCCGAUGUUGAUACACCAUACUGUUUUGCAAGCUUCCUUUUAUUAUCUUUCCACUUCUUUGGAGUUUUUUCUUUUCUUAUUAGCUAUUUCAGCUUGAUAAUCACUGCUAUCACUUUUAGACAUUGUUUUUUAUUAAAUAUAUUUGCGCGGAAAUUACUAUAUUUUGAAGAGAAAAUCAACAGAUCCAACUCUCACAGAGCUAUUGUAACAACUAACAAAAUAAUAUUCAAAAUAUCAACUUCAAAGUGAUGUUAAUGAGUGUAAAAACAGUAAAUGUCCUGGACUCCUACUGUUCUUCCAGUCAUCCAGUUUCAACGUAAUUUAUAUUGCCGAACCUAUUGUGUGUAUUGUACUGAGUUUGAUCACAAUGGGUGGAGACCUAUGUUAUUAUCGAUUUGGCUAUAUUAACUCAAAACGUCAAUUUUUGGACUAGUACUGUUCUUUGACUCACCGAUUCAAUUAAUAUGAAUGUAUUCUAAGAUCCCGCCUAUCCUGUCGCAUCAACGCUCUUGUUUGACAAAUAGCUUGAACUUUUUUUUGUUUUUCACCGGAAUUGAAUCCGGAUUAAGGACGGUCCGAAUUUUUGACGUCCAAAUUAUCGACGCUCUACUGUAUGUUUUUUUUUUUUUUUAACUAAAAUUGAUGACUUUUGAAAUUUGUUGUAAUCAAUGUUUUUAUACUUGUGUUGGUUAAAAAAUCAAAUUUUUUUUAUUUAAAAUUUUCUGAAUACUUAUGGGCUAAGGAAAUAACUUUAAACCCCAUUUUCUCCGCUUAGCGCUCUCAGUAAAUAUGGCAUCUGCUUUUACGACGGCAGUGUAAGAGUUUGAUUUUUAUUAUACUUUUAAAAUAUGUAUAAAUCUUUUUAAUUGUGAUUAAUAUUUACUCUAAUUUAUAAUGGAAUUCACCUCUUUAGAUUGAUUAUAUUUUUAUUUGAAAUAAUUCGAUAAGUUAAAUGUAUGAUUCAUAAAAUUUUGUACUUAACUUUCUAAUUAUUAUUAUUUGUUUCUAUUAUCUUUAUAUACGAGUAUUACUUUGUAUUCAAGUGAUAAUAAUUGGAAAUUCAAAUACUUUAUGAUUUAUUUU